GUUUGAGCCCUCUUGGCGCGGUUCAAACCAUGUAUAGAAUGUUUAGCCGAGCUAAUGGCAUGGCCUUAUGUAUCCUAGUGGCAGGGAUCUUCCUGACUGGGAUCAAUAUCUAUCAGCUCAAAUCCAUGCAACAGGAUUUCCUUCGUGCCCGUAAUCUCUAUUCGGGAUCGGAGGGAGACUCGUCGCCACUGUCUGAAAGACCCAAGUAUUCCGUGUAUGGCAAGAACAUUGAUUCUGGCUAUCUGAAGCAUGUGUACGAGCCUCUGAAUAGAGCUGGUUAUGUCCGUGUAAACUACAACGUCAGUGACGACUGGAUGGUCAUGUGGGCCCACGACUAUCCUUUCAAGAAGAUCAGGCCCGUCAUCAUGAAGAUGAAGAAACACCAGAAGGUCAACAAGUUCCCUGGGUCUGGCUUCGUUACCAAUAAGGUUAAUUUAGCCACUUCUGGCUUGGAGGGUAUUCCCAGGGCCUUUCAAAUCCCCGAGGAAGCUUCCAAACUUAAGUCAUAUGCAGAAGAUAAUCCGGACAAGAUGUUUGUCCAAAAGAACAAGAACCAUCGAGGAAUCAAAAUAGAAAAAAUCGACCACCUCGACCUUAAGACCGAAGGCUCAUUCGUGCAAGAAUUCGUGGAUGAUCCGUUCUUGAUUGAUGGCUACAAGUUUGAUAUUGGAAUUUACACCAUGAUCACCUCCAUUGAUCCGUUGCGAAUCUACGUGUUCGAAGGCGACAUCAUGCUUCGAUUCUGCCCAGAGAAAUACCAUCCAUUCGAUGCGGCCAAUCGAGAUAAAUAUGUGGUUCACGAUGACUACCGGCCAACGUGGAAAGUUCCCACCAUGGCCAAGAUUUACUCAGAUCUGGGAUACUCAUUCCGAGAAACGUUAAACACACACAUCCGCUCUCUUGGGAAAAACCCUGAGGAGCUCUGGAACAAAGUUCAUCGUGUGAUUCGUAGUGUGUACCAGGCGAAGGAGAAAAGCUUCGCCAAUGCUCUCAAGAAUUAUCCCCAUAAGCGAGGGUUCUUCGAAAUGGUGCGCUUUGACUUCGUGCUCGACUCCAAACUUAGCCUCUAUCUCAUGGAGGCCAACAUGUCGCCCAAUCUGAGCUCAAAACAUUUCUCUCUCAAUCGAAGGCUGUACGAGCAAGUCAUGUAUUCGUUACUCCGGGUAACGGGAGUGCUGCGCGGAGGGAUUGUGUCGACUUCGUUUCAGCCCGCGUCCAAAGAAGAACUGGAGAUGCAAAUGGCCGAACAAGAUCUGCAUGUCUUUCCUGAUGAAUGUCUAUCCGAGAAGUGUUCCAAGGUGACCGCUUGCGAAGACAAAUCGUGCCAUUUAUGCAAACAUUGUCUGAGCUCCGAGGACCUGGACUUCUUGAGGCCAGCAUUUCUAGAACACACAAACAGACAUUUAUGUCGAAGAAUCUUUCCCAUUCCAGAAACAAGAGAGGAAGCCAAGAAGUGGCAAACGAAACAAUUCCCCAAGAACGAGACCUUGGCCAAUAUUAAAAUGUCCCAAUGGUUUUCAGGAAAGUGCCUGUUGGACAGAAAUUGGUGCGAUUAGCUAAUUUUGCAUUGCAGUAUCAAAUAAAACACGACUGUGGACGUUGAAGCGGAACGGCCAAAUCCCCUCAAUUAUUA
Messenger RNA from Tigriopus californicus, 1633 nucleotides. RefSeq names its product probable tubulin polyglutamylase ttll-15. The record is from RefSeq and is a predicted model, not a curated record. Gene Ontology annotation, biological process: protein modification process. Lineage: Eukaryota; Metazoa; Arthropoda; Copepoda; Harpacticoida; Harpacticidae.